Molecule: messenger RNA, 1303 nt
Organism: Mangifera indica (mango)
Lineage: Eukaryota; Viridiplantae; Streptophyta; Magnoliopsida; Sapindales; Anacardiaceae
Product: 2-hydroxy-6-oxononadienedioate/2-hydroxy-6-oxononatrienedioate hydrolase-like
Exons: 4
Coding region: 135-1151 (338 amino acids)
Source: RefSeq, a predicted model, not a curated record
CUAACUCUUGUACGUCUUAUUUUUUGGUUCACAAUAUAAUAUUCACAUAUUCUCCUCAUUUUUUUUGUCUAGAUAAAGAACAAACACAAGAAGCUCACUUUCAUCCGGAAGAGAAGAAGAAGAUUGAUCCAGAAAUGGAUUUACCAAAAUCCAUUCUACUACUCAUCUUCAGAUACUUUCUUUUCAUCUUCCAAAAUUUGCACCGGUUUUCAAUCUCAGUUACAUUCAUGUUCUUUCGAGAAACCCUUUCCAGGAUUUUCCAGGUUCCGAUCGUCAUCGCAUUUAUCGAUACAAUGCUGUCGCUUUAUUUUCAUAUGUGCAAUCUCUCGCCAUGCACCAUCGAUUUAGAUGACAAAACCACCAUGCAUUUCUGGGCCCCCCAGCACCGGAGAUUCAGCAAGCCUGAUCUGGUGAUUAUUCAUGGAUAUGGAGGGAAUUCCAGGUGGCAAUUUGUGUACCAAGUUGGUUCAUUAUCUAACAAGUUUAAUCUUUACAUCCCAGAUUUGUUAUUCUUCGGAAAAUCCUACACUACCAGGCUGGAGCGAAGUGAUUUUUUCCAGGCUGAUUGUGUAGUUGAAGGGCUGAAAAAAUUGGGCGUGGAGAGGUUUUCGCUUUAUGGCAUCAGUUACGGCGGUUACGUCGCAUACCGUAUGGCGGAGAUUUAUCCUCUGGUGGUUGAGAAGGUUGUGAUUGUGAGCAGUGGAAUUGGCUGCUCUGAGAAUCAAAAAGAAAGGCAUCUGAAAAGAAUUGGAAAACCUCUUCUGGGAAUUCUGGUUCCUCAAAGUCCUCAAGAUCUAAGGCUGCUGGUGAAUUUAUCAGUUUACAAUCAAAAUCACAUCAAUUGGGCCCCUGAUUUUAUGCUUCGCCAGUUCAUCAAGAUUAUGUAUGACAGUCAGAGGAAGCAGAAGCAGCAGCUGGCAGAGUAUUUGCUGUAUAAAGAAGCAAACAUAAGCGUUUUAUCUCAGGAAACUCUCCUAAUUUGGGGUGAUCAAGACAAUUUCUUUCCACUGGACUUUGCCUAUCAGUUACACAGCAACUUGGGACCCAAAUCAAGGCUGGAGAUCAUCAAGAACACAGGCCAUGCUGCAAACGUUCAAUCACCUUCACAACUCAACAGUCUAAUUAAAUCUUUCGUUUUGGGUCAGUUAUAGCUUGCUUGCUAUAUGUUUAAUGUUGAACAUUUUUCAUUCAAGCUUGUAGUGAGGCUAAAUCAAUGUUUGUUAGUCUUUACUUUUGUGAGCUAAGCUCUCCAUUUUCUAUUCAAGAAAAAUGCUUAAUGUAUACAAGAACUUACUAUCACAUA